Molecule: messenger RNA, 2463 nt
Organism: Schizosaccharomyces octosporus yFS286
Lineage: Eukaryota; Fungi; Ascomycota; Schizosaccharomycetes; Schizosaccharomycetales; Schizosaccharomycetaceae
Product: ubiquitin-protein ligase E3
Exons: 1
Coding region: 127-2208 (693 amino acids)
Biological process (GO): positive regulation of transcription by RNA polymerase II
Molecular function (GO): transcription cis-regulatory region binding; metal ion binding
Source: RefSeq, a predicted model, not a curated record
CGGCCAUUUUUUAUUUACCCAUUACACAAACGUCCCUAGGAAGGGAAACCGCUGAAAUAGUAGCUUUAGAGAGAUUAAAGGGGUUUAAAUGAACAGUUUUUGAGCUUAUAAUAUUCUAUUACUUUGAUGGUGAGCGCAGAAACAUCAACCAGAGGAGAAAAUACAGCGAAUAUGGGAGCAGUCAAUAAGCUAAAUGUGAAUGCUCCCAGUUUUUCUCCAAACCAAGCAUCCUCGUCGCAUGCUUCAAAUAAAGGAAAAAAAACGGAGCCUCGUGCUCCAAAACGAUCUAAUCCACGUGGAUCUUCCAAGAGCAGCCAAGGAAUGCCCAGAAAAAAUCAACCUUCUGCUGCAGGCGGAAAGUCACAUAAGAGUAGCACACGACCAAGUAAGAAGACGAGCGCCGUUGCUGAAGCAAUUAAUGAGUCUUUAGAAGAUGCUGAAAAUGAAGAUGAUGACCAUCUCUUUGAUCUUUUGUCUGCUAGGACAAAUCGUCGUGGUCAGAUAAGCUUAAACCAUUUAUUGAACUUCCAAUUUGCUCCCAGGAAUACCUAUAGCACAAUGUCUGCUCCUCCUAGGCGAACAAGGCAAUAUAAUACGUAUGGUUAUGGCUCAGGCUAUCAUCCCAUGGAUAAGGCUCGCUACGUGAAUGCAAACUAUCGAUUUAUUGUCUCGCCUUUGGGAGAAUAUACAUAUCAAAAGCUGGAUCCAGAUGCUCCCGUGAAAUGGGAAGAUGUCUGGCAAGUCUUGUGCUCUUCUGAUUUCCAAGUUGCCGUUUGUCCUUUUUGUCUUGGUGAAAAACCAGUUGCCGCUCGUAUGUCUCGAUGUGGUCAUGUUUUUUGCUAUUCUUGUUUACUUCGGUACAUGGAGACACCUACGAACGAAGAGGUAAAGGCAGCUGAGCAUUCUGGUUCUAAGGUUCCCAAAUGUGGGAUUCGAUCAUGUCCAAUUUGUUUGGAUGUUAUUAGAAUUCGCGAUAUUCGCCCUAUUCGUUGGGUACGGGAUGAAGAAUUUCAGAAGUUAGAAGAGGGAAAGUUGGUAUAUCUUCGUUUAUAUCAAAGAAAUGUCGGCUCUAUUUUGGCAUUUCCCAGAGCAUUUCGUUCUCUUGCAGUCGAUGGUUCAUUCCAUACUGAUAGUUUGCCUAAUGUCUCUAUGGAUGGUGCCGCAUAUGCUCGUAUCAUAAUUGGAACUCAUGAGUAUAUGCUUCAGCAAUAUGGCAGCGAAAUUGAACAGUUAGCUCAGGUAGCCGCUGAAGAUGUUAGUUUAUACGGAGUGGCAGAUGAUUAUUACGAAAAAGCUACCGCGAAGCUGCUUGAUCAGUCAACCGCUUUAUCUUCAAGUUUGGAUCACAGUGAUGGAGCAUCGCUUGUAGCUGGCGUUGACAACCUAAGCUUACAAGAUAAUGCAUUAAAACAGUUGUCGAAUGUUGAAGAUGUUGGAAAGGGUGUGGGUGAGCCGGCGGAAACCGAUUCCUACCUAUUUUACCAACCAUCCGCCCAUUCGCAUGUAUACCUGGCACCAUUAGAUAUUCGAAUACUUAAAGCAGCAUAUGGGUCAUAUACUCAAUUUCCAAACGAGUUGCGACCCGUCAUUGAAAAAAUUUCUUCGGGACACUCUGUAAAUGCAGAAUUUAGGCAACGCUUCAAAUAUAUGGGACACCUGCCUGAAGGUUGCGAAGUCGCCUUUAUAGAGUGUGAUUGGUCUAAGGUAGUCCCUGAAGAAACGUUGAAGGUGUUUAAAGCAGAAAUCAAUAGACGUCGUAAACAACACAAAGCUCAAGAAACUCGGGAAGAAAAAUAUCGACAGAAAGCACAGCGUGCAACUGAAGAUCAGAUUUUUACAGAACUUAAUAUGCAAAGGCCUGUAAGACGUCAAAUAGUCCAAGAAGAAAGUACGGCUGAAGCCUUCCCUACCUUGGAGUCUUUGAAUGCGGUUGGAGAGGGCAAUUCAUCGGCGCGUUCGAAUGAUGAACCCGAAUCUUCUAGUACAAUGGAUCCUAGUCAAAAGACGAUGGAAAAGCAGAAGGUGCAAACGGUUUGGGGAACGCAGACGAUAUCUGGAGCUUCAUAUGCAUCAGAUGAAAGUGAAGAUUCGGAUGCCUGGAAGGUCAAUUGGGACAAGGUUGCAAAUAUGAGUGCGAAUACCAAGAAUUCCAAAAAUAAGAAGAAGAAAAAACUUGUAUUACUAAGCACUGGAGGAGGACGUCGGUGAGCAAAAUUUUUUGAUUCUAUAAUCUUUUUGGCAUUUCAGAUAUACGUAUGCAUGGUGUGCAUGUAUACGUAUUUUCAUUUCCUAUAAAUGAUCCAUUUAGAAUUAGCUUUCUUGUUGUAUUUAAAUGAUUUCAGAUAAUGAUAUUUAACGACUAAUUAAUUAUGUUUGGUUUAAUAGAACGUUGAAAUGAUAAUGGGUCUUGUGUCUAAAGCAUGGAGGUUAAAGGUACAUUUCAUUAACAACCCUAAUACAUAG